Octodon degus (degu) is the source of this 4831-nucleotide messenger RNA. It is a transcript of the gene Spry4, whose product is annotated as sprouty RTK signaling antagonist 4. Gene Ontology annotation, biological process: negative regulation of MAP kinase activity; multicellular organism development; negative regulation of fibroblast growth factor receptor signaling pathway. Bases 158 to 1333 code for a protein of 391 amino acids. The record is from RefSeq and is a predicted model, not a curated record. Gene Ontology annotation, cellular component: cytosol; membrane. NCBI's taxonomy places the organism in Eukaryota, Metazoa, Chordata, Mammalia, Rodentia, Octodontidae. The transcript has 3 exons.
GUGGUUGCAACACCGCCGCCGAGGCAGCGAGCGGAGCUGACAGCGCGGAGCUAGCUCUGCGGGACGCUGGGAGCCUUGCGGGUUUCUCCGGCUGGCGUCUGCGAGUACAUCGGCGGUUGAACCGCUAGGCUUCAGGGAUUUACACAGACUUGGAGCAAUGCUUGUGACUCUGCAGCUCCUCAAACAGCAAACACUUGGAACCUUACUAAGACUAAAUGGACAGACUGACUUAGCAUUCCUUGGAAGAACUGCUCUCCAUAGAUCCUUGCAUUCCCUCUGUCCAGCCCUGACCACAGGAAGCUACUUUGGUCCCCAAGUGCCCUUUCCCAGCAGGCUUGCCAAGCACAUAAGGCAAACUCCACCCCAAGGAAUUCGCUCUCUGGAAGGGCCCCUAGAAGCCUGUUACUUGGAGCAGUCCAGGACCUCCAGCCCCAUGGAGCCCCCGAUUGCACAGAGCACCCCUUUGGCUCCUGGCGCAGUCAUGGUGCAGCCCCUUCUUGACAGCCGGAUGCCCCACAGUCGCCUCCAGCAUCCACUUACCAUCCUGCCCAUCGACCAGAUGAAGACCAGCCAUGUGGAGAAUGACUACAUUGACAACCCCAGCCUGGCUCCCCCCACUGGCCCUAAGCGGACCCGGGGUGGGGCUCCUGAGCUGGCCCUGACACCCGGCCGCUGUGACCAGGAUGUCACCCACCACUGGAUUUCCUUCAGUGGGCGCCCCAGCUCCGUGAGCAGCAGCAGUAGUACCUCCUCUGACCAGCGGCUGCUAGACCACAUGGCCCCACCACCUGUGGCUGAGCAGGCCUCACCCAGGGCUGUGCGCCUCCAGCCGAAACUGGUCCACUGUAAGCCGCUGGACCUCAAGGGCCCAGCGGCGCCCCCGGAGCUGGACAAGCAUUUCUUGCUGUGUGAGGCGUGUGGGAAAUGCAAAUGCAAGGAGUGUGCAUCCCCUCGGACGUUGCCUUCCUGCUGGGUCUGCAACCAGGAGUGCCUGUGCUCAGCCCAGACCCUGGUCAACUAUGGCACAUGCAUGUGCCUGGUGCAGGGCGUCUUCUAUCACUGCACCAAUGAGGAUGACGAGGGUUCUUGCGCUGACCACCCGUGCUCCUGUUCCCGGUCCAACUGCUGCGCCCGCUGGUCCUUCAUGGGUGCCCUCUCCAUGGUGCUGCCCUGCCUGCUCUGCUACCUGCCUGCCACUGGCUGCGUGAAGCUGGCCCAGCGUGGCUAUGACCGCCUGCGCCGUCCUGGUUGCCGCUGCAAGCACACGAACAGUGUCAUCUGCAAGGCACCCAGUGGAGACGCCAAGGCCAGCAGACCUGACAAGCCUUUCUGACACUGGGUUGAACUACAAGCGGUGCCCCUGGAAAUGAGGGUCCCUCCUGCCAGUCUCCCAAGGCUGACCUUGUUCAUUUGUCAUCUCCCUGCCCCUAGCUUGGGACGAAACAGAGACUACCGCCACCUGACCUCUCGUACCCAACAGGAGGAAGAAGCACUUUGGGGGAGGUAUUUAGAGUUCUGGAACUUUUGUCAAGCAGAUGUCCAGGGUGCAGUUAGGGGGGAUUUUUCAGAAGACAACACAGAUGUGGACACAUCCGGAAGCUGCAGCUGCACGAUGCCCUUCCUGGUCCCUCCUUCUGCUCUCUCUCCCUCCCACUUGGCCAUUGUCUCUGGCUCUCUUGGGAGCUGGCUGCCUGGGAGGAAUUGUUAACUGAGUGCCAGGGUCCCUUGGAGAAGACCCUCGGAGGUCCUGACGUGUGCUCCCUUCUCCUUCUGUGCACCAGUUGGCCCCAGCCUCUCGGGGAAGGUGGAGCACACUAGCUAUCCUGACUGGACGCACUUGGGAGUGCUCAGAACAGAGGACAGCCAAGGAGCCGAAGCCUCCCAGGAGCCACGAGAUGGUUUCAGAGCAUUCCUCUCUCCCAUCCUAGUCAGUAACUCUGGGGACAUUCCACCCAUCCUACACUCUCCUCUGGCCCAGUUCUUACGAGUCACAGACUCGCUUGCCUGCUGUGUCCUGUGUUUUCUCUCUACUCACAUCUUUUCCAGAAACUUAAUGGGUAGAGAAGGCCUGGGCGGCACAUGCGAGACCAAAAAAUCAUUUUGCCAAUGAGUCUGAGGCUGUAGUCUCUUGAUCCAGUCGUGAUGUUUUUAUAGAAUAACUAAACCAGAUGCUAACAGUGUUUUAAAGAACAAUAGUAAAACAACUUGCUUCCUUUUGGGCCACCCCCAGGAAGGGCUGAUUUCAAAAUCUGGGGGGCGAGCAACCUCAAGGAACACAAUUCCCCUGCCCCCAAGAAGAGGAUUUUAUCAGCGAAGAAGAGGCAGCGCCUCCCAUUGGCAGAGUGACAGUUGAGCUGCGCUAGGGUUGGGUUUCCUCUCUUCUGAUUCUGCUGCUUGCUGUCAUAGCCUUUUGUGUAUAGCGAUGCGAUGCAUCUGUAUCUUCGUGUAAAUAGGUGGUGAGAAGAGUCUAUUUUAGUGUUAGAAAGCCCCCGCUGGGGAGUCAGAAGAGCCCAGAGAGGGUGGGGAAGGUUCUCCAGGGGCCACUGGGACGGAGCCCUGCCUUGGUGCACAGCACACCCCUCUCCCAAAAAGCCCCCAAAGACGUAGCAACUCUUUCUCUCAAGGUGCUAAAGGACUCAGAAAGUGCAGCACGUCCAGUGGGUAGGUACUUGUUGCAUGCAAAAGCUGUCAUGUGUCUGGUCCUCCCUGCCCCUGCCCCAGCUGUUGUGGGGGGGAUCUUUGCUUUGUGUGGUAUUUUGCCCCAUCCUCCCUCCAGGAGAGGAAGUAGCCUGGGUUGGAAGAAAGGCCCCGGGUGACAUUGGAAGCGCAUUAGGCAGAGCGUCUGAAGCAUUUCCAGCUUGUUCUGCGGAAACAGCUGCCUCCGGCGAGGAGGCAGGUAACUGUGAGUGGCAUGUGGACCUAAUGCUUCCAAGGCCCUCCCCCGGAAACUAGUAGUAACAUCUUCUGAUUUAGCAUAAGUUAAUUGUAACCAUAAGUAUUUAUUGAUUGGGAGAAGGGAGGGUCUUAUUUUUUGCUUUAUUUAUGUAACAUUUGCUGGCUUGUAAAAGGCAAGUAUAAGAUGCUGCAUUUUCUUGCUCUCUGGCUAAUGCAUAUAGCUACCCUUGCCACAGUUGUGACGGAUGGAUGGAUGUUCUUGCACAAUUUGGGAGGGGAUGGUAGAAAGUGAACACGUUCAGCCAACCACUUACGCUAAUUGAAUGUAUCAGAAGUGUACCGAGGGGCUGGAGAUGUUUUCCUCGGAAGAGGUGUGCAGAGGUGGUCCCCAAAAUGAUAGCGCACAUGUGCACUCUUUCUUCAAAAUCUUGGGGACUCUUCCCAAGGCCCCCCCCCUCAAAUCAUCUCCACAGGAAAUUGGAGCCAGUUGCAAGUUGCACUUUGGUGAUCCUGGUCUACACACCCAUUCUGUGGAGAUUUGAUUUGCAUAAGCUGUGUAUACACACAUGUACAUGCGCGCACACACACGAACACACACCCUGACCCUCAACCAACAUAGACCCUGUUUCCUGGCAAAUGGCCUUCUGAACCCUUUUUGUGUACAUAGUUGUAAACAGAUUUUUUUGUGGGUUUUGGUUUGCUUUUCCUCUUUUUCCCCUCCCUCUUUCGGCUCACAUCUCACCUGCUGGAGGGAUGUCUGCAGGACUCUCCAGGACCUCAUCUGCCUUGGUGCCCACGUGCUUGGCGGCAAAGGGGAAAUGUGGGGAAGUCUCCUUGAUUCUCCCAGCUCUGCUGUGCUGCAGUCCUCCGCAGUUUGUGCCGGUUCCUUGGCAGAAAAAGAAGGAAAAUAAACAUGGCUUGCCUAUGGCCUUACCACCCUUCAAAGGCCUGCCAGCAGCCACAGGGACCAAGCACUUAGAAACGUGACAUCUUUCUGUAGCUGCUUCUGGUGCGGUGUUUUCCUGUCACUAGUAGCCUCCUUGGCUGGCUGCACCCUCACCUUGGGCAGUGCCAGGCAGUAGGAGCGGGUCCUCACUUGUCUCGCGCCAGGGCAUGCAGCGCUUGUCCCUGCUACUAGGGUCCAGGACCCCUGCCAGUAGGGGAAGCUGCUUGCUUCCCCUCCCUGAGGGUGGGCUCAAGACCAGGCAAAUGCUAGACACCUCUUAGAGUCCUCAGCAGCCACCUGGAGGAGCGGUUAUUACCCCAUCUGGUGGCACAGGCUCUUCCCAGCUGACAGAGGACCCAUGUGAUGCAGGGUUCUCCAAACAUGUGGAGUCACAUUGAUCUGUGUUGUACAUGGGGGUGGAGGAGCAGCUAGGCAGGGAGUUGCCCAAGGUUGCACUCCAGAGCAUCGUGUCUGCCAGAACCAAGGUGACAGUCACCUCAGUGUCCUGCUCUCCGACGCUGCACCAGGAAGUGUCUGGCAGGUGUGGGCAGUGCAGCCUCAUACUUCACACUUUGAGGCCUCCACAGGCUACGCCAGCCUCAGGCUCAUGCCUCUGGUAAGCCACCUCGUGCCCUUGUGCUUACCACGACUGGAUGUUGGGUCUUCUGCUGCCAUUUCUGCUCUGGUGACUGUGCUGUGUCUAUCUUGCUUUCUCCUCUCGCUGUCCCACAGAUGGGUUUCGUGUUACAAAAAGUAAAGCUGUCCCCAGCUCCUCCAUUCCCGUUUCACUCCCCCUCCUCACCACCGCCCCUGCUCACCCUACCACAGGCGUUACCACAGGUUUCCUUUGUAUAGAAUAUUUAUUUUGAAGCUCUAUUUUAAUAGUAUUUAUUUUAGAAAGUCUACUAUUGUAAGAGUUCUUCUGUUUGUGAAGAAAAAACAAGUUAAAAACUGAAUGUACUGAUAUAGAAAAAUAUCUAUAAAUAUAUA